AUGACUAGCGUAGUCGAUGCAGAUAUGGGAUACGUCUUCUUAGUGUUUCUAUCUAGAGAAGGGAACAUCUGGUUAUGUAACAGAUAUCCACCCUCUUUCAUUUCAUUGCUCAACUUUACAAAAUUGAAAAAUGGUUCGCUCCAACAAAUUGAAGAGUCACAAGGACCCACGGAUGGAAAGCGGUUGAGAGCUAAUAUGCGCGAACGUCAACGAGUGUCCCAAAUGAACGAAAUGUUCGAUGUUCUCAUCAGUCUUCUUCCACCAUCGGAAUUCAGGCUUCGUUUUUCAAGAGCACAGGCAUUACGAGAAGCCGCCAAGUACAUCAAUCAACUCAUCGAGCAUCUGGAGACUUCUGACGACAGUGACGCCAUCACAAAGUUUCCUCACAUUUUCCUGGAGGAGCGUCGAUCGAAAACUGUAAACUACCGUACUCCAGUCAACAGUUCAAGUGUUACAGCAUUCAUUUCAAGACACGAUUUGCCAGUUCUGACUCCACUCGUCUCACAGAAUCCAAUUUAUCCGUCGCCCCCAACUACUUCUUUCAUUAUUUCCGGAAGUUUCGAACCAUUUUUCCAUGGUUAA
This is a messenger RNA of Caenorhabditis briggsae, 582 nucleotides long. RefSeq names its product Protein CBR-HLH-12 (gene Cbr-hlh-12). Gene Ontology annotation, cellular component: RNA polymerase II transcription regulator complex. Bases 1 to 582 code for a protein of 193 amino acids. Lineage: Eukaryota; Metazoa; Nematoda; Chromadorea; Rhabditida; Rhabditidae. Gene Ontology annotation, biological process: positive regulation of transcription by RNA polymerase II. The transcript has 5 exons. Gene Ontology annotation, molecular function: protein dimerization activity; DNA-binding transcription factor activity, RNA polymerase II-specific; RNA polymerase II transcription regulatory region sequence-specific DNA binding. The record is from RefSeq and is a predicted model, not a curated record.